CUGUGAGAAGUCACCCUCUUUACCAGAGGUGGCUUGCCACCUCUCCUUGAUCUCACACUGCUUCCUAGAAUGAACUGUUCAGUGCAUGUUCUUCUGUGGCAUGUUUUGUGAGGACUGGGUCUUAAACAUCCUUGUAUUGCUUGUAGCAUCUAGUGUGGUGUCUGGUACACAGUAGGCACUCAAAAGAUACUUCAGAAUAAAUUAUUCAAGUCCACCAUUCAGUGGUGCGGUGAAGCACGAGGUUAAUGAGAGCUGCAUCCAGGAACCCUGGAGAGGGUUUGGGGGUGCUGGUGGCCGUAGCUGGACCUCGUGAGGGACUGUGAAGAUCUUGAUGUAGAAAGGGGAUACUCAGGCCUGCAGAGUGACCUGAGCAAAGGCCACGGGUAAGGAUAAUUUGAUGAUGCAUUUUCCUCCAGCAGACAUUUACUUUGCAAGGAGAGAGAAAAAAUGCCCUUUUUUGGAGAUUUCACAGGGGAAGGAGCUGUUACCCGUUCAAGGCCAGUGCCAGCCAGGGCGUGGACAUGGAGAGAGCACUUCUGAAAAGGGGGGAAGAACAGCGCAGAAUUUCCUCUGCCGAUAGGAUGAGUAGAGAAGCGGGAGCCCAGCAUUGACCUGCUGGAAGCCUUCGUGGAGCACUGGAAGGGCAUCACACACUACUACAUCGAGAGCACAGAUGAAAACACCCCAGCCAAGAAAACAGAUAUUCCCUGGAGGCUGAAGCAGAUGCUGGACAUCCUGGUGUAUGAAGAGAGGCAGCAGGCGGCGGCCAGUGAAGCCGGGCCCUGUCUGGAGUACCUGCUGCAGCACAAGAUUCUCGAGACCCUGUGCACACUGGGCAAGGCCGAGUACCCCCCAGGCAUGCGGCAGCAGGUGUUCCAGUUCUUCAGCAAAGUGCUGGCUCAGGUACAGCACCCGCUCCUGCACUACCUCCACGUCCACAGGCCUGUGCAGAAACUUCUCCGACUUGGUGGGACAGUUCCUGGAUCCCUCACAGAAAAGGAGGAGGUACAGUUUACCACUGUCCUCUGCUCCAAAAUCCAGCAGGACCCAGACCUGCUCACCUACAUCCUGGAGGGUAAAAAGAUGGUCAGGAGGAAGAAGGUGUCCAGAGAACCCAGUGUCCUGCCCAGAGAACCCAGUGUCCUGCCCAGAGAAGCAGCCAGCAUCCAGGACAAGGACCACCCCCACAGCCAGGCUCCAGAUGGGGCUCCCCAUGGGGCUUGGGCCUUGACCACCCAGCUGCCUGCAGAGACGGAAGAGCCAGAUGGAGGAAUGGGAGAGAGCAGCCUGAUCAUCUCCCUGAUUGGGUUGUGCAAGAGCAAGAAAGGUCGGGUGGCCCUGAAGGCCCAGGAGAACCUGCUGCUGCUGGUGAGGGUGGCUUCCCAGGCAGCGGCCACCUACCUGGUACAGCACAGCCCUUGCUGCCCUGCGAUCGUUGGGCACCUUUGCCAGCUGUACCAGUCCAUACCUGCCUUCCUGGACCCCGCAGACAUUGCCACAUUAGAGGGCAUCAGCUGGAGGUUGCCCAGUGCCCCAUCUGACAAGGCUUCCUUCCCCGGCAAGGAGGCCUUGGCUGCUUUCCUGGGCUGGUUUGAUUACUGCGACCACCUGGUCACGGAGGCUCACACGGUGGUUGCAGAUGCCCUGGCCAAGGCUGUGACUGAGAAGUUAUUUGUGGAGGUUCUGCAGCCCCAGCUACUGCACGUGUCUGAGCAGAGCAUCCUGACUUCCACCGCCCUGCUCACAGCCUUGCUGCGCCAGCUGCGCUCCCCCGGGCUACUGCGAGAAGCUGUGUCUUUCCUCCUGGACACCGACCAGCCCCUGGCCGUGCUGGGGGACGGCCCCCACACUCUGUGCACUCACCUCAUCAGGCACUGUGACCACCUCUCUGAUGAGAUCAGCAUCGCCACACUGCGGCUGUUUGAGGAGCUGCUCCAGAAGCCCCAGGAGCAGAUCAUCCACAGUCUUGUCCUGUGCCACCUUGAGGGCCGCCCCUACGUGGCCCGGUGCUCCCAGGAGCCCGAGAGCUAUGAGGAUAACCUAGACCUGGAGGAAGACCCCUACUUCACCGACGGCUUCCCCGACUCCAGCUUUCAGCCUUCUGCAAAGCCUCCCCCAGCCCCUGCCACCAACUCAGACGGCAAAACUGCAGUGACAGAGAUUGUCAACAGUUUCCUCUGCCUGGUUCCUGAGGAAGCCAAGACCUCCGCCUUCCUGGAGGAGACCGGAUAUGACACGUACGUCCAUGAUGCGUACGGGCUGUUCCAGGAAUGCAACUCCCGAGUCGCGCCUUGGGGCUGGCCUUCAGGUCCCACCCCGCUGGACCCCCAUGAGCCUGAGCGGCCGUUCUUUGAGGGUCACUUCCUCCGGAUGCUGUUUGAUCGCAUGUCCCGGAUUUUGGAGCAGCCAUACAGCCUGAACCUGCAAGUGACCUCAGUCCUGUCCCGGCUAGCCCUCUUCCCCCACCCGCACAUCCACGAGUACCUCCUGGAUCCCUACAUCAGCCUGGCUCCUGGCUGCAGGAGCCUGUUCUCUGUGCUGGUCAGGGUGAUUGGGGACUUGAUGCAGAGAAUUCAGAGGGUACCCCAGUUCCCAGGCAAACUACUCCUGGUGCGCAAGCAGCUGAUGGGUCAGGUUCCCGGGGAGCAGCUGGACCACCAGACCCUCCUCCAGGGCGUGGUAGUACUUGAGGAGUUCUGCAAGGAGCUGGCUGCCAUUGCUUUCGUCAAGUUCCCCCCACAUAGUCCUCCCCUGAGCUUCUCCCCACUCCCAGAAGGGCAUGUCUGAGCCAGGAGCAUGAUGGGAGGGGAGACUUCUGUCCACACCUCCUCCCGCCCAGCUCUGCCACCAUCAUUCUCCGCCUGGGGCGGGGGCUUGGCUCCAUCUCCUUUACACCCCAGGGUGUGCCUCGGUGGAAGCCUGGGCUUCAGCGCCCAGGUUAGCUCAAGACAGCCUCGGCCUGUUGACCACGCCAGACUUGGCUUUAGGGAGUGGGGUGCUGAGGUGCCAGAUGCCAAGGAGCAAGAGGUGGCCUCCCAGGCAGCUUGGCGUCCUCGGAACUUUCUCGGGGAAGCUGGGUGACAGCCAGGUGAGCACUGGGACCCAGCCCCUCACAUGUUCUGUGUCUACUCUGGUGGCCAUUCGUUGCCAGGGCCAAGACUGUGACUCAGUUCUAGGCACACGGGGGUAAUCAAAAAGCCCGAGUUGGUCAUGACCAUACACCCAAGGGAGCCCCGUCAUGUCGCACUAGGUACAACAGAUGCUGCGGAGACUUGACGUUUUUUCCUCCUGCCUUCUGGGCCUAACCAUGGGAAGGGGCUGCAGACAGUAGGGAAAGCCCCCUCUUCCUGCUCGGCCCUCCUGGAGACUGUUGCAAAAUUUCCAACUGCCUCAUGGCAAAUGCCCAAAGCAUGUUCCGCGCCCAGGCGGGGGCAGAGCUAAUGAGAGCCUUGAUGCAACUGUAGCCAGGGCGGGAGAGGGCCCGGGGAGUUGGGGGGCUGGGUGCCAGGCUCCAACUCCAGCUGGUUUCUCCCUGGCGCCUCUGAACCCGUCUCAGCAGGUCCACCACACCUGGGCAGAGGGGCCCACAGACAGCAAGAGGCAGGUGAGGCCUUACUCUCGGUGCAGUGAGACACUCUUUUCUAAGAGACUUGAGAGUCGAGGUGGGGCCAGAAUACCCACCUGACUGUCCACCCCCAGGGCCGGUGGGAGGGGUGGCGGUCCGGGCAGCCAGUCGUGCUGUCCUCCCUGCAUGCCCUCUGUGGCUGGGGCUGCCGCCCCGCCCGGCCUGAAUGUGUCUCGACCUGCAGGAACACCGAGGCAGCGCCAGGCAUUACCUCACAGGACUGCAGUGGCUGGCUUUGCUCCUGGGCAAGGAGGAGCAGGCCAGAGCCCCUUGUGCUUCCUUUUCCUGCCCAUGCCGCUUCGAGAAGCUGGCCGCAGGUUGCCAAGAGGUGACAUGAAAGAGGAGGAAACUCAAUAACCUCUACCUCUCUUGCAUUCCUCCACCUUGGGGAGGGCUGUGCUGCAGCUCCAAGAGACGCGGGCAUGUACGCACGCGCCCACUGGGUGUGGGCGGGGGGUGGGGGGCUUGGGCCUAGACUCUCGGACUCGGAAAAUGCCCACGAACCCGGGAGUGGGACGUUGCCCCCAUCAACACACUUGGCACUCGCACGGCGUCCUCCCAGACAGCUUGGCAAUAAACAGUGUGGUUGUGCGGACACAGCCGCCCUCUUCUUCUCCA
Molecule: messenger RNA, 4243 nt
Organism: Condylura cristata (star-nosed mole)
Lineage: Eukaryota; Metazoa; Chordata; Mammalia; Eulipotyphla; Talpidae
Gene: FHIP2B
Product: family with sequence similarity 160, member B2
Exons: 17
Coding region: 724-2787 (687 amino acids)
Source: RefSeq, a predicted model, not a curated record